AUGCAAAUACUAACCUCAUUUGUUUACGGACUGGUGGUCAUGCCAACAUUUAUGUCAAUUAUUUGUUUGUUUAACCCUCCAUCUCAUUUAUUGCUUUAUAAGCUUUUAGCUCCGGAUAUGAGGUGCAUAGUAGUGUCGUGGGACAUUGAGGUAAUAACGGUGUUAGUGUUAGUUUAUCUGAACGGCCUGUCAUGGGGAGGGUCAGCACAAUUUACACCAAAUGCUGAGUAACCAUAGAGAGCUUAAAGAGUGUUAGUGCCGUGCGAUGGUUUACGGAUCUGUGCGCAUCAGUGGAACGCCUGCUCUCUGAUAACAAGGACAGAGUCGGGAGGUAUUGAUCUGGGGCGACAUUAGUCUAAUGGAGGUCUGGAUGGAAGCAGAGGUUACUGCACGUGGAUGAGUGGAACAGGUACAAGCUAUAUAUGUGCUCCACCGUUCCAGUCUCAGCAUACCGAGGAGCAAUUGUUCUUCACCCCAACGCUUUCUCUCAGUAGUGCGUCAUUGGACUCUAAAUAUGACAGAAAUCGGUAACAUCUCUCUGGAGUGGUACAGAAUAAUGGACACCAGACAUAUGUAUCUGUUCCUCAUCCCCACGGUUCUGCUAACCUCUGUCACAAUGCUGGUCAACCCCGUUCUGUCCAUCUGUAUACUGUGCUAUCCUUCGCUACGCCAAGAGACCCGCUACCUGCUCCUUGCUAACACGCUCUUCGCCGACAUGCUUUUCCUCACCAUAAACCUUGCGAUGGUCUCCUGCAACUCUGUAGGCCUGUACAUGCCCUACUCGCUGUGUGAGUUUAUGAUGGUGAGCAUGGUGAUGACGUACAGCUGCUCUGUGAUCACGGUCACACUGAUGGUUGUCGACACAUAUGUGGCUGUACGUUGGCCAUUACGUUACAAAGAGAUUCUCCCGCCAUCUCGGGCCAAGAAGAUAAUCAUGAGCGUAUGGGUGAUGGCCGCAGUGUGUCCGGUCUCCUUGCUGGUGAUGUUUGCGAUGGUGAUGGGUAGUGACCAACAGAGCCGUCCAGUGUGUUUGGUGCUGAUUGCGUUGCACUCGUUGGAGCAGAAACUCAGUGAUGGCGUUCAUUUGUAUUUCAUCAUAGCCAUCAGCCUCUGCACUGCUCUCAUUGUGUACUGUUACAUACAUCUCUACAUCAUCACCAAGACUUCUGGGAUAUGGCGUAGUCGCUAUUCCCGGGCGCGUAUGACGCUUUUGGCACACACUCUGUUGCUCAUGAUGUAUUUUGUACCGGCGUUGGUUUUUGCAGUCGAGCUGGCUCUUUUAAAUCGAGCAACCAAGGAUGAUGUGGUGGGAGUGUUGAUUGACUUGGUGAAUAUGUGCAUACUGAUGUUGUUGCCACGCUGUUGCACUCCUUACCUGUACAUAUUGCGCUAUCGCGAGAUUUACGAGACUGUCCAGCAGGUGUUGUGGAAGAAGAGACGACAGAGUCAGAGAAGUGCGGCCUAGAAGAGUGGACUUGAAGCUAGAGCAGAGCCACCCUGCAAAAUAACUGUAUCUGGUUCCUCUGUUUUUGGAGGAUUAAUUUGCAGAAGAGUGAAUUUAAAUUACUCCUGAGCCAGAAAGACAUCUCAAAAGAAACAUUUAAUAUUUAGUAUUAAUAUUAUAUUAAAGCAUUUUAACCUUUAAUAUGAAAUAUCACAUAUAUUUAAAUCUUUUUAUAUUUUCAUUUGUAAACUAAACAUUUAAUGCUAUGUCCUGUUAUUCAUCAUAACAAAACUAUAUCAAGUGCAACUGGGUGAAUCUCAGAAAGAAAUGUCCAGGUCAGAUUUUACACCAAAGA
Messenger RNA from Rhinichthys klamathensis goyatoka, 1799 nucleotides. RefSeq names its product probable G-protein coupled receptor 148. The record is from RefSeq and is a predicted model, not a curated record. Bases 515 to 1465 code for a protein of 316 amino acids. Gene Ontology annotation, molecular function: G protein-coupled receptor activity. The transcript is spliced from 2 exons. NCBI's taxonomy places the organism in Eukaryota, Metazoa, Chordata, Actinopteri, Cypriniformes, Leuciscidae. Gene Ontology annotation, biological process: G protein-coupled receptor signaling pathway. Gene Ontology annotation, cellular component: membrane.